GCGUUCAGCUGGCGGGGUGUUGUCGGUCUCCAUGCUUGCUGGCUGUCAUGCUAGCUACACACUUUGAUCUGCAAUGCCCUCCUCUGUGGCUGUUUUUCCCUGCAUCGGCUACAGGAAGCUCAUUCCCUGGUUGCUAGGGCAACCAAGGAGGAUGGCCCCCAGCAGGAUCCGGGGAAGCCUUGGGCUGCCUUUCAGCUCGUCGCUGUGCGGCAUGCCUGUUGACCUGCCGCUGGCUAGGAGGAGGAGGAGGAGCCAACUCUGCAGAGGAGCUUCUCCUGGCCCACUAUGGGUCCUGCCGCCCCGCUGCCCCAACAUGAGGCAGAGCUCUAGCGUUAGAGCUACUGCUCCUCUCUCCCUCUUCUGGCCACUGCAUAGAUCUGACUCGCUCUGCUCCAGUAGUAACAGGAGCACAGGCGGCAAGAUGUCAUCCUCCUCCUCCUCCUCCUCCUCCUCCAACAACGAUGGACAAGGGAAGCCUAAACCUAAAUCCCCGUUUCGAAAGAGGGGGAGCCUGCAGAGCACCACCAGCCCUGACCUGUGUGGUGCUUCUGGGCCCAAGCCCCUCAAGCCUCAGAGAUCACUUCCAGGGACGCCUGUUUCUCUCUCACACUACCCAAUUGACUUGCGAACAUCCAUGGAGGAAAAAUACAAAGAGAUUGCCGAGGAGCUGUUCACACGCAGCAUGGCAGAGAGCGAGAUGCGAAGUGCUCCUUAUGAGUUCCCUGAGGACAGCCCCAUCGAACAGCUGGAAGAGCGACGGCACCGCCUAGAGAGGCAAAUCAGCCAGGACAUUAAGCUUGAGCCAGAGAUCUUGCGCCGUGCCAAACAGGACUUCAUGAAAAUCGACAGUGCUGCAGACCUAGAGUUAUUGAAGGAGAAGAGCGUGGACACUGUUGACGAUGGCUUUAAGGAGGGGGAAAUGCCAAUGGAGAGAGAGUACCAGCGAGUCUCAAUAUCCGGAGAGGAAAAGUGUGGGGUGCCCUUCACUGACCUGGUAGAUGCUGCGAAGUGUGUGGUGAAGGCAUUAUUCAUCCGGGAGAAGUACAUUAAGCGAUCCAUGCAGUGCUUUUGUAAGACCACAGCUCAUGCCCUGCAGGACCUCGGGAUGAAGCCUCUGGAUCUGGCAGACUAUGAUGAUAUAGCUGAAACCCCUGUAGAUGCUGAUGCCCCAGUCCACCCUCCUGUCUCGAAGACACACCCCUAUGACAAGGACCCCAAGAAUAUGCCCGCAGACACCGGAUAUGGUUGCAAGAUGGUGGAUGGAGUAGUCCAUGUCUACACCAAGAAAACCAACAUGGACAAAAGCAUAGAACUGGACCUGCCCUAUCCUGACCUGACAGAGUACAUUGGAGACAUGAAUGUUAUGAUGGCCCUCAUUAUCAACGGCCCAGUGAAGUCUUUCUGCUACCGCCGCCUGCAGUACCUGAGCUCUAAAUUCCAGAUGCACAUCCUCCUGAAUGAGAUGAAGGAGCUGGCAGCUCAGAAGAAAGUUCCACACAGAGACUUCUACAACAUACGAAAGGUGGACACACACAUACAUGCAUCAUCCUGCAUGAAUCAAAAGCACCUGCUGCGAUUCAUCAAGAGAGCCAUGAAGAAAUACCCCGAGGAGAUCGUUCACAUCGAACGAGGCCGUGGUCAGACCCUCAAAGAAGUGUUUGAGAGCAUGAACCUGACUGCCUUUGACCUGAGUGUAGACACCCUCGACAUGCAUGCGGACCGCAACACAUUCCAUCGAUUUGACAAGUUCAACGCUAAAUACAACCCCAUUGGAGAAUCCAUCCUCAGAGAGAUCUUCAUCAAGACAGACAACCACAUUGAAGGAAAAUACUUUGCGCACAUAGUCAAGGAGGUGAUGUUUGACCUGGAGGAGAGUAAAUACCAGAACUCAGAGCUACGUCUGUCCAUCUACGGGCGCUCCCGGGACGAAUGGGAUAAGCUGGCUAAGUGGGCCCUCAAACAUCGAGUGUACUCUGAUAACGUGCGCUGGCUUAUCCAGGUCCCUCGUCUUUUUGACGUUUACCACACAAAGAAGCAGCUGGCUAAUUUCCAGGAGAUGUUGGAGAACAUUUUCAUGCCUCUAUUUGAAGUCACGAUCAACCCGCGCAGUCAUCCUGAGCUGCAUCUCUUCCUGGAGCAUGUGGUUGGCUUCGACAGCGUGGAUGAUGAGUCUAAACCAGAGCACCACAUUUUCAAUCUCGACAGUCCGCUGCCAGCCAACUGGACAGAAGAAGACAACCCACCCUACUCCUACUACCUCUACUACACCUACGCCAAUAUGACUGUACUCAAUCACCUGCGGAGGCGGAGAGGCUUUCACACAUUUGUGCUGCGACCUCACUGUGGGGAGGCGGGGCCAAUCCACCACCUGGUGUCAGGUUUCAUGUUAUCAGAGAACAUCUCCCACGGACUGCUGCUCAGAAAGGCCCCGGUGCUGCAGUAUCUUUACUACUUGGCUCAAAUUGGCAUCGCCAUGUCACCACUGAGCAACAACAGCCUGUUCCUUAGUUACCAUCGUAACCCGCUGCCAGAGUACCUGUCCAGAGGCCUCAUGGUCUCUCUGUCUACUGAUGAUCCUCUUCAGUUCCACUUCACCAAGGAGCCUCUGAUGGAGGAGUACAGCAUCGCUACUCAGGUGUGGAAACUAAGUUCCUGUGACAUGUGCGAGCUGGCAAGAAACAGUGUCCUCAUGAGUGGCUUUUCACACAAGGUCAAAAGCUACUGGUUGGGCCCCAAUUAUGCUAAAGAGGGUCCUUUGAGCAACGACAUCCGUCGUACCAAUGUCCCUGAUAUCCGCGUGGCGUACCGCAGCGAGACACUAUCUGAGGAGCUUCAGCUCAUCAUUCAGGCCGUGCGCACUGAAGAGCUGGACACUAUCGAUGAGGAGGACUCUCUAUCCAUGGGCCCCCUCCCGGGACAACGCUGAAAUCACAGUAAUCAGGACGUGUCCUGUAAACCCCUUACCCUGUGAUCCACCCAGCAUGACACUGAGGAGACAUGGUGCGAGAGUUACUCUGUUGUAUCUUACAUUCAUUAUAAACACCAAUCAUCACUAUAGAUGUGUGACAAACAAAAGCCAAGGAUUGAGUGCUGUCGGAGCAUAUCAGCGCCAACGUUUCUGAUUUCUUGUGCUUGAAUCAUUUUUAGUUUGCAGGAAAGAAUUUCAACCCAAUUGUUAAAACUCCAAAAUCGUGGUCAUUGUUUUCUCAUUCUUCUAACCUCCGUUUCUGCUGUUCUCUGUGACAUGUUCAGUGACAGUCAGCAUAAUGAAGGUUAGCAGACAUGACCACCGCCAGUGGUGAAAAGCAGAGAAACACCAGCCAGAGACACUCCAGGGCAAUGUUGUGUUUUUCGCAGUCAAAGCGGCAGUGCGGCUCAUCAAAUAAUUCCUGUGAUUUAUUCUGUUAGGCAGCGAUAUGUUUUGAUUCUCUGGACAUAUUAUGUAGCAUGUAGUAUCUCUGUAGUAUCUCUGUAGUAUCUGUGUACUACAGAAACACUGACAACCAGCACAUUUACACUUUCUACACAGCAAACUUGCUCUCAGUUUUGCUUAACUGAACCUAGUGCAUCUUUCAUCUUCAUUAUACAAACUUCUAAUGAAGGAUUACAGAUGCAGUUCUAUUGAAAUUAUACAGGUGAAGGUUUUAUGUACCCACACAACAAAAUUUAUCAGAUUUCAUUUUUUAAGCCACUUCAGCGGCUUAAAGAUCUGAGAUACACAGAAACUGAAUCAGAGAGGAGAGUGUAGCUUCUGUCUGAAAGCUGCAGCGCUGGAUAUUAGCCAUGCAUCCUUGGUUUCAGAUUUUUUAUUUGUCAAAUUACGCAAACAGAAUUAUUCUUCCAUGAUUUUAAUGAGCUCAGAAAGUGACACAAAAGAGAGAAACUCAAAGCCCUUGAGUGAGGAGAGAAGCAGACUUCCUGUGCUUGACUGUAAACAUUCCACAAACACUCGUCUUUAGCUGCAAAAUGAAAUCCAGUAAAUGCUGGAAAUUGUCUUGGCUAGAUGGUGUAUUUCUGUGGUAGAAGAGAUUUUUUUUUUUUAAAAAAAAUUGGGAAAUGGGCAUUGUUGAAUUCAGUUACAGCACAAAUAAGUGUGGAUGGGUUUAGCGUUGACCAAGGACAGUGUCCUUACUGUUACCUCACUGGACCCUCUGUCCCUCCUUUGGUCCCUAAUUUCACUCAUUCCUUCCAUUAUAAACAAACCAGAAAGUCGUGGAGUUUUUUUCCCCUUUGCAUGCAGUGCACUGUACAUAUGCACCAAGCCAAGACUUCACAGUGCCUUUUCAUUUUUAGCUUAGGGCUAGAAAUGCCCAGUAUUUCUCUUUAACACCUAUUUUCUCCAUCAUGCACAGUAGGCCUCUAUACUGUAUCCAUGCAGAUGGAACUAAAGCCACCUAGCUGCAUGCUUGGUGUAAAAUAGCUUUUUAUCUUUGAGGAGGAAAAUGAAUUUGUCUCUAGUCCUCUGCUUAUAAGUGCUAUUCUUUGCAUGCCUGCAUGAGUAAUGGAUGGCAGGAGAGAAUGAGUUCUUUACAGCGAGCUGUGAUGUAAAGCUUCACUAAUUCAGGGCUGCCGACCAGCUUUUGAGACAGAAAUCUGUUUGCAGUAAAACAGAUUUAAACUCAGCAUUGUUCACCAUGUAGAAACAAGCAAACCAUGCUGGGACAUGGUUAAGACUGUUGCAUGGUUCUUGUAGCAUUUUGUUCUUUAAACUCACCCCAUUUCUGAUAAAAGCUGGGAUCACAUUUUAUAUUGACUCAUGUUAUCACAUCACUCUACCUGCCACUGGACACGGUCCGCCUCCCCAUCAAACUGUGAGCAUUCUUCUUAAACCUACUAGAGGCUACUGUUUUGCUUCAUAGAUGAUUAGGAUGAAAGAUGAGAACCCGUAUUUGUUCUCCUAGAAUUAACAGUAGCUUCUGAGUGUUCAAGAGAUGCACCAGAGUCGUGAGCUGAACAUCCCGAUACAUGCGUGUAUGUUGGAUUUCAUGUAUAAAGUGUAUUUUUUUAAAGGGGAUAUAGAGAUAAGAGAUUUUAUAUUCACAGUAUAUUGAUGUCAAGGUUUAACACUCAGCUUUGUUGCUCUUGAUCUUUGUGAAUUAGCAUUAUGUCAUGAAAAUAGUUUUUCACCACAGUUCUGUUGGUGACCUCUUUCAUUUGUUGAUCAGACAGUAUAUUUGAAUGUCUGUUCUGCCUUUUAAAUAUUACAGUAGCUUUUUUUUCUCUUUUAAAACUCUUUUAUUUUAUUCUGAGUUCAUUAUUACAGCACACUCAUUGUUCCGCUGAAGGUAAAUGAUACAUACCUCUUAUUUAAAGUCAGUCAGAUAUCAGCCUUCUUGCACUCACACACACACACACACACACACACAAUAACUAACCAUUAUUUUCAUGUCACAGUAGUAGUUUGCUUUUUAUUUUUGUGGGGAUUUUUUUAACUGCAAAGACUCAUUCUAACUAUCAAUCUACACUGAUUGACCAAUAGCAAAAGUCCACAGACUGAAGCACAAAGUGUAAUUAUGUCCAAUUAUUGCCACUUACAACAUAUGUUGUAACAACCAUCUUGUUGACUAUUGUAAGGUAAUUAUGGGAACAAUUGUUUGAAGCCAUCCGCCCUGCUGUGGUAGGUUAUCACUGAGAGACCAUAAGAACCUCGACUGACCUGAACCUUUUCCAUCCAUUCAGUGUCCAUAUUGUUCAGCUUUUAAACCUGUUGUUUACUGUGUGUCCCCGUCAUGGUCUCUCGCUGUCUUUUUGAGUCACCACAGAGCCACUCAACACAGUGCAGCCUACCUCACCAAUACUGAUCUCCAAUAGUUGUCAUGAUGCUGCUCUGCCUCAACAACACACCACAACUAUUGAUUUCUCUCACUUUUGAUUAAUCCACUUACCCAUUUCUGGAUUAAUUGAUUGUUUGGUCAAUAUUAGAAAAUUAUUACAAAAUGUUGAUUAAAAUAUCAGUAGCACAUCUACUAUAGAUGUAACACAUCUUCAUAUUUGAUAAACUUGAACCAGUACAUUGGUCAUUUUUACUUUUUCGACCAUCACAAUUAUUGCUGAUUAUUAUUUUUAUGAUCAGUUAUUUGAUUAAUCACAAUAAAUAAUGAAGCAUUGGAACUGAUUCAAAAGAGACAGAACAGUUGAAAUCGUUAAUAGAAACAUUUUUCUAAUAGCAGUAACACCAUGAUUGUUUGGAUACCAAUAAAAAAACAUACCAGUUAUUCAAAUAAAUGUUUACUGCAAAUUCACCGAUUUACAGUUUACAUGAAUUUAUUUCUAUGUACUAAGUUCUCUGUGCAUUAAAUACAAGUAUACUCUGAUUCUCACACUUACGAGAUGUUUGUGUUCAGCUUCUAUUUUUUCUCAUCAAGUAUCUUUUUUAACACAGAGUUGUCACUUUUUGACAUGGGAUUUUUAUGUUUUCCUAGUUUUAUGUCCAUUGAUCUGUGGCCACAUUAUUGCCUGAAAUAGAUGCCAGUGUUUGACAGAUUCCGAUGCUUCUGAUAAGGUACAUGUUUAAUGUAUAAACGAUGAAAUAAAGCAUGAUUAUUCACUAA
This is a messenger RNA of Plectropomus leopardus (leopard coralgrouper), 6551 nucleotides long. RefSeq names its product AMP deaminase 2. Lineage: Eukaryota; Metazoa; Chordata; Actinopteri; Perciformes; Serranidae. The record is from RefSeq and is a predicted model, not a curated record. Gene Ontology annotation, molecular function: AMP deaminase activity. Gene Ontology annotation, biological process: IMP salvage; AMP metabolic process. Gene Ontology annotation, cellular component: cytosol.